Plasmodium gaboni is the source of this 570-nucleotide messenger RNA. RefSeq lists its product as hypothetical. The transcript has a single exon. Bases 1 to 570 code for a protein of 189 amino acids. NCBI's taxonomy places the organism in Eukaryota, Apicomplexa, Aconoidasida, Haemosporida, Plasmodiidae. The record is from RefSeq and is a predicted model, not a curated record.
AUGGAUGAUAAAAAAGAAAAUCUUAAGGAAAAUAUAUCCGAAGAAAUAGUAAAUAUAAAUAAUAAUAUAGUUGUAGAAAGCGAAAGCAAUAAACUUACAAGCGUUUUAAAUAAUAAUAGUAAUAAUAAUAUAUCUGAUGAAUUACAAAAUGAAAUUAACAAGAUGAUAAAGAGAAAUGUCACAUAUAUAAAUAUCAAAGAAAAUGAUAAGAAUUAUUUAAAGACCAAGAAAAUUAAUAUAACCAAAGAUAAUAUAAAAAAUAAACCUAUAAGAAGAACAUACAAUAAAUUUAAAAAAGUAACAACAAAAAAAAAUAAGAAACUUAAACAAUUAACAAAAGCAGGUAGAGAUUUAGAAAAUAAAAUGUUAGAAGAAAUAAGUGAAAGAAGAAAAAAGAAUAAAAUACAAAAAGAAAAAAAGAAAGCUCAAAAAUUAGAAGGAGAACUAAAGGUUGGAAAUAUGACUGUUAUUAAAGAUAUUUCUAAAUUAAGAAAAUGUGAUAAAAAAACCAAAAAUAAAAUAUAUAAAUUGUCUUCAGAAGUUAUAAAUAAAAUUAUGAAGAAAAAGUAA